Molecule: messenger RNA, 1305 nt
Organism: Mycena citricolor
Lineage: Eukaryota; Fungi; Basidiomycota; Agaricomycetes; Agaricales; Mycenaceae
Source: the annotation of a GenBank genome assembly
UCGAGGGCCGAAACAUCGCAGAUCGCGAGCGUCUUGUCGAAGCGACCCGCAUCCCGCCCACUGCGCACCCGCGUCUCCCACUGCGCUUCCACCACACGAAUUAUGGCCACCCUCAGCGCCCCACCGUGCUCCGCCAGUGCCGGGACCGCGCCGUCCCUGUGGUGGCUUGAGUACGCCAAGCCAUCCACCACAAAAUCGUACGGGAAGAGGGUUGCCUCGCUGUUCGUCCUGUGGCGCUUCUCGGCCCAGAGAAGGGACCGCUCGAAUCGGGAAGUGUCCUGCGCGUAAGUGCGCUCCCAGUCGUUUUUCAUGUAUACUGCCGGGACACGGCUGUGCGGAAUGUCGCCCCAUCGCCGGGCAGUAUGAGCAGCCCAGGGUCUCCGCUGGAGGCCCGCAGGGGAGCGAGGAUCCACCGCUAUAAACACGACCGCCGAGUAUCCGUCGCUUCGCAUGACUCGAGCGCCGAGUCGCUCAGCGCCGUUGGGAAGAUGAUCUGGCCUGCAGAGUACACAAUGCGCAUGGUGGCCGAGGAGACGUUCGUUCGGCGGUCGUAUCUGGCAUAACGCGUCUAGCAUUGUUUAUCCGGUCGAACCACUUGUGGGAGCGCCAUUCCGUUCGCUGUGGUCGGGCGACUGGCGCUGUCCUGCAGCGCAUCCAUCAUCAGAUUGCUUGGCGGUGGCAAGGAAGCGUCGACAGCGGGCAGGAGAAGGUCAUCGAGGAAGGACUCGGUGAAACAGCUCCUCGAUGUGGGGCAGGGUGGGGUUCUGCGCAGACUGCGUCCAGGAGGUACGGCGUUCCGGAUUGCGAGCAACAAGAGCGUUGUGGGAGCUGUGGGAGCUCUUACUUAUAUAUUGCUGAGGACGUCUCUUGACUGUCAAUGCCUGGGAGACAUAUACAUGGUAAGUAGUGGUCACAGUGAUCGAUUUGGCCAAUAUGUCACACUCGCUUCGCUCCCAGCGACCUGUCAAAGCCACAACAAAACAUGUGACCAUCGACUGGUCAUGUCUGGCCUUGCACCAACUCUACCUCUUGAACUACAGUAUUUGGUCAUCAAUGCUGUCCACGCGACCAGCUCGACAUACCGCUUGACUAAUGUCCCUUUCCAACGGCUGCUCAUGGCCGGAAUCCGACCCGACGUCCUCUCCCUCCGUCUCGUCUGCUUGAGCUGGCACGACUACACCUCGCAGACUCUCCUCAGACUCUUCAAGGACAUAACUCUGCGCAACGACAGCCAUGCAGCACGCUUCUGCACUCUCGUGCGCACGAGUCCGCGCGCCGGUAUCCGCGUGCAUAGUCUCGUCGUGA